Messenger RNA from Hippocampus comes (tiger tail seahorse), 969 nucleotides. Its product is annotated as general transcription factor II-I repeat domain-containing protein 2-like. The transcript is spliced from 2 exons. The record is from RefSeq and is a predicted model, not a curated record. The coding region runs from base 4 to 960 and encodes 318 amino acids. NCBI's taxonomy places the organism in Eukaryota, Metazoa, Chordata, Actinopteri, Syngnathiformes, Syngnathidae. Gene Ontology annotation, molecular function: protein dimerization activity.
ACUAUGACAACAAUGAUGAAACUCAUAAACUUCUUGAGAGCAACAUCUGCACUACAGCACCGCUUGCUUCGCACAUUCCUGACAGAGGUAGAUGCAGCUUAUGAUGAUUUGCUCCUUCACAACAACAUCAGAUGGCUGAGCAAAGGCAAGGUCCUGGAGCGUUUUUGGGCCGUAAGAAAAGAGCUGGAAAUGUUUCUGUCACAGCACAAGAGCACAAAAGCAACACAAUUCCUGGAACUUCUGAGAAAUGACGAGAAAAUGGAAGUUGUGGCAUUUUUGGCAGAUAUAACAUCUCAUCUCAAUGAGCUAAAUCUGAAGCUACAGGGGAAGGACAGCACGGUGUGUGAGCUGAUGUCAGCAGUGCGAGCCUUCCAGAGGAAGCUGGAGAAUUUCAAAGUUGACCUACAGGAGAGAAUGGGACACUUCCCCAAACUUCUGGAACAGACCAAAGGAAAAGGAGAUCACAUUCAGUGUCAUGUGGAAUUCCUGGAGAAGCUGAUUGCAAAUUUCAAGACUCGUUUUGAUGACUUUAUCUUAGGAAAACAAGUCCUACUGUUCAUUGAUAACCCAUUCCUGGUCAGAAAUGUAAGAGAGUUCUCUGCAGAAGCACACCAAGUCUUCCCAUGGGCAACACCUGCUACUCUGCAAAAUGAGUUGAUUGACCUCCAGGAAAAUAUUGCACUGAAAGAGGCUCAGUGUGACGCUGUCACUUUCUGGACAAGGAUGGUAACUGCAGCAAAUUAUCCUCUGCUGCAUAAGCUGGCAAUUAACAUUCUCACAAUGUUUGGGUCAACUUACAGAUGUGAGUCUGCAUUCUCCACAAUGAAUAUUGUGAAAAACAUGUACCGUACUAGACUCACCAAUGAACACUUGCAUCAGUGUCUCCGCCUGGCCAUCACACCUUUUGUGCCAAAGUUCAAAGUCUUGGCAACAAGCACAAAAUGUAAUUUCUCUCAUUAAGCAGCAGUG